CUAUUCUUCCUUGGCCACAAGAGCAUAAUGCAACCUGAAUAUUCAAAUGAACUGGCUGGUUGCACAAUGCCUGCAUUUUCAAUGUUGUAUAUUUCUAUAUUUGGAUAGCAGUCUAAACUCUUGAGCUCGUUUCAUGACGGCCAUUCAGGUUUGUAUUCAAAUGGAGAGACAAGUUUGGCGUCGUUCUCUGCUCCGAGGGCAGAGCCAAGCUGGUCCGGGAUCAUCAAAUACGAUGAUAGCAAUCCGUACUACACCCACGAGGUUCUUAGCAAAAGCAGGCAGAACUUCACCGGCUCGACGUCGUCCGACACUAUGGAAGGCUGGCACUUCCCCUUUCUACACGAAGGAGACCCAAUGAGCUUCAGUGCAGGCGCGGCGGCCCUCGAGAUCCCCGUGUGCCAGCCUCUCCUGAUGGCCGUCACCCCGCCCCCACCCGAGAGCAGCAGCAGCAUCGUGCUCAGCUCUGAUUGUGUUCUCUCUAUUCUGUCGUCCCCGGCCAACUCCUCCAGCAUGGACAUCACCCAGAUGGUCCGUCCAAGCGAGCAAAUCCCUUCUGUGGCCCAGCAGUGCCUCGUUCCCGACCAGCAGUUCAGCAGCUCCUCCUGGUUCGCCUGCUCCCAGGCCUCCAGCGGUGUCUGCACUGCCGCCGGGUUCGCCGCCUUACCCAGCAUGGACAUCGAGCAGCUCAACACUGGCGCGCAGGUCCUGAGCUGGAACGACAACGAGAUGAACUGCCAUGGGAUCUUCCACGUCGGCGCUGAUGGCUACUCGGAAGGGACGUCGCCGUACUUCCAGUUCUCGUGGCAGUAGAAGUCUUGGGUUCUUAUGUUCACUAACUAAGCUGUGCCCCAUUUAGUUCUCUCUUUUUCAUAUUUCUGUCCUGGACUUCAUCCCUCGGCAUUAGAGUGAAUAA
Aegilops tauschii subsp. strangulata is the source of this 913-nucleotide messenger RNA. Its product is annotated as teosinte glume architecture 1-like. The record is from RefSeq and is a predicted model, not a curated record. NCBI's taxonomy places the organism in Eukaryota, Viridiplantae, Streptophyta, Magnoliopsida, Poales, Poaceae.